AGAAAGCACCGCCAAACGAGGCUCGCUGGUAACUUCAGCCUCCUCCAUGAGAAGAGCAAGAAAAGGAUCAAGGGGAAGCCACCACCAAAGCAACGAUACCUGGUCUGUCAAGCCUCAUCGCGGUACUCCUCAACAACCACCGCAUGGUUCCCAAGAACAACAAGAGGAAUCCAAUCUUAAUUCUCCUUCAACCUCCUCUACUUCUAAUCAACAGCAAUUCCCUAAUUCUACCCAAGAACCCCAUAAAACGCAUCUAAAUACCAGCUGGAAAUACCGACGUGGCCACGUGGUGAAAACACAGUUCGUUAAAAGAUCCGACCUCGCUUCUUCCAAACACGAGCUUAGCUCUGAGGAUAAUAACGCGAGUUUGGGUGUAGCUGAAGACAUGGAUGUGGACCAAAAUGAAAAUAAAGGAAGAGAGGUUUUGGAGUCAAAGAUUGAAGAGGACGGAGAGAAAAUUGAAGGAGAUGAACCACAUGACGGCGCGGAUGAUUUCGUGAAUAGGUUGGAGGAGCUGCGGUUAAGGGGGGAUGAACCCGAGUUGCCGGAGGAACAACUGAGCAUCAAUGAACAGUUGCAGGAGGACGAGCUACUUGUGAUACAGUCUAUUUAUGGAGACAAUGUCUUCAUCCUCGAGGAACAUAUGGGCUUACGGUCCUUGAAGAUUCAUAUUCAUCUUGAAGGCUGUGGAGAGAAAAUUAUAAAAACAAAAUUUAAUUCAUCUAAUGUUGUUGGUGCAAAAAGCGAGGCUUCGGAUGACUUUUCAUACUCAUUCAAAGUCCAGCAUCUUCCACCGAUUGUGUUGACUUGUUUACUGCCUAAAUCGUACCCCAGUCAUCUUCCUCCUUAUUUCACCCUCUCUGUUCAGUGGUUGCAUCCUGCUAGAAUCUCCGAUCUUUGUGGUCAGCUUGACUCAUUAUGGAAGGAGCAAGAAGGGCAAGAAGUUAUGUACCAAUGGGCAGAAUGGUUACAGAAUUUCUCUCUUUCUUAUUUUGGGUUUGAUAAAGAAAUAAUUCUUGGUCCUUAUGGUAUUGAGAACACUGGAGAUAGACGUGCAAUUUCAGGAUGUGUCUCCCCAGAUGUUGAUGUUCCAAUUAUUAGGAGUUACAAUGAAGAUAAAUUACAUGAGAACUUCCUAAAAGGCUUGCAUGAAUGUUCAAUCUGUCUUAAUGAGCAUGCAGGUAUUGACUUUGUUAGGCUGCCAUGCAAGCAUUUCUACUGCUGGAAAUGCAUGGAAACUUAUUCUAAUAUGCAUAUCUCUGACGCCACCAUAACCAAGCUGCAAUGCCCUGAAGCUAAAUGUGGUGGUAUGGUCCCUCCUGCUUUAUUGAAACGGUUGCUUGGCGAUGAAGGGUAUGAACGAUGGGAAUCCCUUAUGCUACAGAAAACACUUGAAUCAAUGUCAGAUGUUGCAUAUUGCCCAAGGUGUGAAACACCUUGUAUAGAGGAUGAAGAGCAACAUGCACAAUGCUCCAAGUGCUUCUUUAGCUUUUGUACCCUUUGUAGGGAGCGCCGUCAUGUUGGCAUAGCUUGUAUGACACCAGAAAUUAAGCUUCGUGUCCUGCAGGAACGCCAAAGUUCAUCCCAAUUGGACCAUGAGCAAAAGCGCAGGGAGCGUGAGAUGAUCAAUGAACUUCUCAGCUUGAAGGAAAUAAUGCGUGACGCCAAGCAAUGUCCAUCUUGUAAGAUGGCAAUCUCAAGGACUGAGGGAUGUAACAAGAUCGUAUGUGAGAACUGUGGGCAGUAUUUCUGCUACCGAUGUAACAGUGCGAUUAGCGGAUAUGAUCAUUUCAGGGAUGGGGCAUGUGAAUUGUUCCCACAAGAACUGAUACGGGAGUGGGAGGAAAGGGUGAAUGUACGCCAGGUAUUAGGUCAAGUUCACGCUCAACUAUUUGCUGACCGUGGGCUGCCGUGCCCUAACUGUCGUCAGUUCAAUGCAAAGGUAGGCAACAACAAUCACUUAUUCUGCUGGGCAUGCCAAAUGCACUACUGUUACUUAUGCAAAAAGAUUGUAAGGCGCGGUUCUCAACACUAUGGACCCAAGGGCUGCAAGCAGCACACAGAGGGAUAGCAGCAAAUACCAUCGAUCAACCUUAUUGAUAGAUGAUGUGGUGAAGGAAUAGAACCCCUGCCCGCCGUCUUCCAAGGGCAAGGAUAUUUGGUUGGUCUAUUUGUGUUUCCUAUUCUUCCUUAAAAGACAUUUUUCUCGUGUGUUGUAAAUUACUAAAAUUUUGUUCUUGGUAUCAUCAUCCCCGUCUAGGUAAUGGCUUUGAAAUAAUUUCAGUUUCCAAAUUGGAUGCUGGUUCUGGACGUAAAUUUGAGAUCAGUCUUUCUUUCAAUUGAAUUGUAGCAAAUAAAAAGGAACUUUUUGGAACCUAUCCAGUAGAGAUGUUAUUAUGGAUUAUUAUCGUCAGCAGUCAGUUGAGUAAAAAACUCUACAAGACUAUAAUAAAAUAAUAAUUAAUUUUUUAUUAUAUAUUUUUAA
Messenger RNA from Gossypium raimondii (Peruvian cotton), 2485 nucleotides. RefSeq lists its product as uncharacterized. The record is from RefSeq and is a predicted model, not a curated record. The transcript has 7 exons. The coding region runs from base 47 to 2071 and encodes 674 amino acids. Gene Ontology annotation, cellular component: ubiquitin ligase complex; cytoplasm. Gene Ontology annotation, biological process: protein polyubiquitination; ubiquitin-dependent protein catabolic process; positive regulation of proteasomal ubiquitin-dependent protein catabolic process. NCBI's taxonomy places the organism in Eukaryota, Viridiplantae, Streptophyta, Magnoliopsida, Malvales, Malvaceae. Gene Ontology annotation, molecular function: zinc ion binding; ubiquitin protein ligase activity; ubiquitin conjugating enzyme binding.